Angiostrongylus costaricensis is the source of this 297-nucleotide messenger RNA. The record is from the annotation of a GenBank genome assembly. NCBI's taxonomy places the organism in Eukaryota, Metazoa, Nematoda, Chromadorea, Rhabditida, Metastrongylidae.
AUGGUGGCGCCGUGCAGUGGCGCCGAGGAGGGCGCCCGACGGAAAGGCCGACGAGUUGUCGCCGCGACGCAACACACACGCGCAUCGUCGACGACGCCGAUGCCGCCAACACUGACGCCGCAGCUGUCGCCGCCGUUGCAGCAGCCGCGGCGGACGAGCAAGAGAGGGACCGUCGCAGCAGCAGCAGCCGCCGUGGUUGUCGUCGUUGUCGUCGCCGCCGUGGCUGCCGCCGCCACCACGCAAAGAAGCAUAAACACUACAGACCUCGUCUCUGCCAUGGUUUGCUCACUCAGAUGA